This is a messenger RNA of Sesamum indicum (sesame), 657 nucleotides long. NCBI's taxonomy places the organism in Eukaryota, Viridiplantae, Streptophyta, Magnoliopsida, Lamiales, Pedaliaceae. The record is from RefSeq and is a predicted model, not a curated record.
AUGCUAGCACAGGAACUCUUUACGGGUUAUAACCAGACUCGUCUACCUCCUAGAUGUGCUCUGAAAGUUGAUAUCCGGAAGCCAUAUGACACAGUGGAUUGGGAUUUCUUGAUAGUAGUUAUAGAGAUGUUUGGAUUCCCUAUUACUUUCGUGAAAUGGAUUGAGGAGUGUGUGACAACACCUUCAUUCUCUAUUGGGCUAAAUGGGAAGCCCCAUGGAUUCUUUCGAGGAGCCAGAGGACUUGGGCAGGGUCUAGAUCGUUUUGCCGAAUGGUCGGGUCUUAGACUGAACGUGCAGAAAAGCCACCUGAUUAUCUCACUUUCAGCACAAGCACUGCGUGAGGAGAUGUUGGCACUACUUGGAUUUCAGGAAGGGGUUCUUUCAAUGCGGUAUCUGGGGUUACCACUUAUAUCGUCUCGACUAACAAUUGUAGAUUGCCGCCCACUAUUACUGAAGAUUGACAAACGAAUUGCUGGUUGGGAAGCUGCACCAGGGACGCCUACAACAUACCUCCAUAUGGACAAUUACGGACCAAAGAGGCUCAUGGGGAUGGAGGAAAAUCCUCCGAUUACGGAUUUUUCUCCGAACCAUGGUGGACUACCGGAUUGGAGAUGGGAGGAAUUUCCUCUUGUGGCAGGAACCAUGGCACCACCUUAG